Messenger RNA from Hibiscus syriacus, 1052 nucleotides. RefSeq lists its product as uncharacterized. NCBI's taxonomy places the organism in Eukaryota, Viridiplantae, Streptophyta, Magnoliopsida, Malvales, Malvaceae. The coding region runs from base 140 to 823 and encodes 227 amino acids. The record is from RefSeq and is a predicted model, not a curated record. The transcript is spliced from 3 exons.
GUUGUUUUGUUGUGUUUUAAGGAAGAAAGGUUUCUGGAAUCAUUCGUUCUUUUUCUCUCUGCUUUCGCUGUUUGUUUUGAGUAGCCGAAGGUACUCUGCUCGAGGAGGGAUUUUACGCCGACUGCAUUCGGCGACGGUGAUGGAGUGCGCCACCUUUACUUUCAGAUUCGAAUCCACGGCGCCGAAAGGAAGGAAAGAGGAGGCGGAAGAUGAUUGGAGGAGCUCUUCGUCCACCACGACCUCGUCUUCGAUCGGGAGGAACAGUGAUGAGGUGUCCGGAAGAUCAUCGGACGGUGGAGAUUGCGACGAGAAUGAGGUUCAAAGCCGUUACAAAGGUGGUUCGAACAUGAUGGAUUCGCUCCAACAGGUUUUGCCGAUGAGAAGAGGCAUCUCGAGUUUCUACAAUGGCCAAUCGAAGUCAUUCACAAGUUUAGCCGAUGCUUCCUCAGCAGCAUCGAUCAAAGAAAUGGCAAAGCCUGAAAACGCUUAUACGAGGAGGAGGAGAAAUCUAUUAGCGAUCAACCACUUAUGGGACAAAAGCAGGCACAAUAAAAGACCCAUCAGGCCGCCGAUCGGCUCGAGCACCAGCACAUUGGCUCUAGCCGUUGCGAUGAGUAGCUCCGAAAGCAUCUCUAGUACAAGUGAUGACUCCACUUCUGCAUCGAGACCUCGGCUUCCUCUGUUGCACCCGCAAACCCGAACGCCAUCGUCAUCUUCGAGUGGCCGGAAUCCCUCUAGUUGGCGGUCCUUCUCGCUGGCUGAUGUCCGGGCAUAUGGUACGGUUAUAGGAAGCACAAAUCCAGACUGUGCUUUCAUUUCAUGAUGAAAACCGACUUUUGGGAAACAGACUUGACAAUAAUUUGUUAUGAAGUUUACACGUAGUUUGAUGUUUAUGCUCAAAGGGAUCUAGGUGCAUGUUUUAUGCCUUUUUGUUGUCUAAAAUGUUGCCCCAAGUUUCUGUAUAUUUCGUAUUGACAAUAAUUUUUUUGGGUAAAUUGUUUGUUUAGUACUAAAAUUAUCAAUUCAAAUCUGUUUUAGUAUUUAAACUUUAA